Molecule: messenger RNA, 1736 nt
Organism: Salvelinus namaycush (lake trout)
Lineage: Eukaryota; Metazoa; Chordata; Actinopteri; Salmoniformes; Salmonidae
Product: regulator of G-protein signaling 3-like
Exons: 7
Coding region: 600-1736 (378 amino acids)
Biological process (GO): signal transduction
Cellular component (GO): plasma membrane; nucleus
Molecular function (GO): protein binding
Source: RefSeq, a predicted model, not a curated record
CCAACGCAGCACCAGUCUCGCCUCCGCGACGCCAGCCCCCACACACGGACUCACUCAGAUCAGAGAAGACUGGACAGCGCUAGGAGGACUCACGGUGUUGCAAGGACCCAUACAUAGCAUUCUGAGGACCCAUACAUAGGGCUUGGAGUAUCGCACCCGGAGCAUUAGAAUAUUUAAUAGAGGAUCUAAUUGGUGACUGCACUGACCACAUACAGAGAACGGUUUCCAGCGCAUCUUAUUGACUGCAUGUUGACCAUGCAGAUAGGACCAUACCUAGUGGUUGCCUCAUAAAGGACAGCAAUCAACACAGACCAUACUGACUGGACUAUUCCAUAGAGGACCCUAACUAGACAACCACACACAGAGGAUCAUCCAGAGUGGACAGGAGUCAGAUUGGGGACCAUACAUAACACAUUGAAGAGCACAUACAGCGUCGGGAGAACCCAAAGGACCAUACAGACCAUUGUGUUUAGGAGAUCUUCCUCUGAGUAUAAAGAAGAACAGAGGAACUCUAGAGGAACAUCCAAGGAGAGGACCAUCCAGGACUGUCGACAGAGGAGCAUCCACAGUGUGUCUGUCUUCAGGAGGAGCCUGGAGUCAUGCAUACCAUCCACGGGCUGUGUAGGGUCUGCAUCGCCGCUAGACUGCCUCAGGUGACCAUCCUUCGAGGAAAGGACGGCUAUGGCUUCACCAUCUGCUCUGACUCUCCAGUGAGGGUACAGGCCGUCGAUCCAGGUGGUCCGGCGGAUCAGGCAGGUCUGCAGCAGUUGGACACUGUGCUGCAGCUCAAUGGUCAGCCUGUAGAACAGUGGAAAUGUGUGGAGCUCGCUCAUGCCAUCAGAAACAGCUCCAAUGAGAUCACAGUGGUGGUGUGGCGCACCGGGCCGGCCGCCAAGCCCAGUUUUGAGGGCCUCAUUCACCGGCCCUCCUACAAGCCCAACUACGACACCCCCUCACCCCCCACCAGGCGGAGGGACAGGUCCAAGGACCGGCUAGACCGUGACAAGAUCCCCCCGGCCGUGCCCCCCCUCCCUGCCCACCACAGGACCAGCCGCCGGGUGCUGGUCAACAGCUCUGAGGGGGGCGGCAGGGGAGGGGUAGGAGGAGUAGGGGGGCCGUGGGGGGAGAGGAGGUGCGUAGGAGGGGGGGCGGAGGAGGUGGAUGGUAAAGCCAGGAGCCAGACCCAUAGCCAGAGCCACACAGCCACGCUGAAGGGGACUAGAGUGAAGGCGUCCAACGGAGAUAACUACAUCAUCCUGGCCCCCAUAAACCCAGGAAGCCAGAUAUUGAGGCAUGUCUACCAGGACAACCAUGGUACCUUGGCAGGGAGGAUAUACCCGGGUCAGGCCAGCAUGCCCCAGAAACAGGGGUCUGGCGGUGCCCCGCCUGGGGGUGUAGGACUAGCAGGCCAGACCACCUUCCUACGACGCUCCACUAAUGCCAAGAUGUCUAAGCCAUCCGAAGCCAACCUCUCUGGCCAACCCCCACCCAGCUACCAGCAGGUCCAGAGCUCCAACUUUGCUAACUACCAGAACUGUACUAUAGUACACUCCCAUGUACAACACGACAACCCGCACGGCAACUAUGGCUACGUCAAAGCAGCACCCAAGAUCCUCAUCUUCCCCAUCUUUGUUCAGCCUCUGGACCUGUGUAACCCCACACGGACACUGGUGGUCUCUGAGGAGAUGAUCCUCCACGAGAGCAAGCACCUCUCCAUUAAGGUAAAGGGCUUCUGA